AUGUCAUUGGACAGUGAGCAGGAUGACCAGAAGAAACAAAAAGAGCAGAUGGGAAUGAUCUUAGAAGAGCUUCCAGAAAAUCUGAUCAGGUUUACAUCGUUGAUGGUAAAGACAUUUUAUGGCAGAGAACAUUACAUUGUUUUGGAUUAUGUGCAAAGAAACAAAUGCAUCAAGGAAGAUGAUCUCAGACAGUUGAUUAAGUUUGAUCAGCGUUUUCUGCGAACAGUUCUAAUGCAGCUAAAAGUUGAUAAAAUUCUGAAGGAACGCUUAGUAUCAGAGGAAACAGAUGGUCGGAUGCGUAAAGUCAAUUACUAUUUUAUUAACUACAAAGCAUUGUUGAAUGUGGCAAAAUAUAAAAUUGACCAUAUGAGACAACGUUUGGAAGUAAAAGAUAAGGAUGAAGUUCAUAAAGCUUCAUAUCGAUGCACUGGUUGUCAGUAUCAAUAUGAUGCCAUGGAAAUGGACAAAAUUUUUGAUCCACUGACACAGGAACUUUGUUGUUGGCGAUGUCAGCAAAGUGUCGAGCCAGAUGAAACUGCUGGCCCAACUUAUGAGACAAGAUCGUCUUUAGCGCGUUUUAAUGAGCAGAUGACGCCAUUCUUUUCAAUGUUGCAAAGCUUGUAUGGUAUACGUCUUGCUAGGCAUUUGGUCGAACCAUCAAUUAAAGUUGUGGAUAAUAUUUUAAUGGAAUCGGACGGAAAACGAAUAAUACCAGUUGGUGAACGACCAUUCGACGAUCAGACAACUGCUUCACGAUCCACGAUGUACCAAAACAGCAUUAUGGUGAGCAUAAUUGAAGAAGGUGUAACUCCGAAUGUCGAACCCAAAAAUCUUGUACCCUGGCUUCAUAGUAGUCAAUCCGACAGUCCUUUGGAUCUGAAUGGAAUCAUAAGUUCCGAAAAAAGCAAAGAUGAUAUCGAUAGUUUACUGGUCACCGAAUUCGAAGAGGUUUUUGAUAUCUUAUUAUCGUGUUUUAGUUGGGCAAAACCGGAAAUAUCUCCUACAGAAGGUACUCAAGAAGCUGUAUAUGACCCGGUUAAUAUCGAAAGUGACGAUGACGAAGUUAUCUUUGUCGCCGGAAAAAAGUAUUAUCUAGACGAAAUCACACCCAAAUUGGUAGCUGAGAUGAAUGCUUCCGAGAAAGAAAUUUACAUACAAAGGACACAAGAAAAUUUUGACUACUGA
Messenger RNA from Brugia malayi, 1185 nucleotides. RefSeq lists its product as uncharacterized. Gene Ontology annotation, biological process: transcription initiation at RNA polymerase II promoter; transcription open complex formation at RNA polymerase II promoter. NCBI's taxonomy places the organism in Eukaryota, Metazoa, Nematoda, Chromadorea, Rhabditida, Onchocercidae. Bases 1 to 1185 code for a protein of 394 amino acids. The record is from RefSeq and is a predicted model, not a curated record. Gene Ontology annotation, cellular component: transcription factor TFIIE complex. The transcript has 8 exons.